GACUUGGGGUCGGGAAAGACCGUGUGCGCGCGCUCGUGGAGGGGGUGAAGCCCCCCACCCCGGGACAGAACCCGCGUGCACCGCGGAGCCUGUUUGGGGCGCGGCGAGGGGCGAGGGCACUGCCACUUUAACAGUGGGGAAGUCCGCCCUCCUGAGGUAAUGGUAACCUCAGCCUCCUCCCGCCUCCUGCCGGAGCUAGAGGGAGAGAGAGAGAGAAAACUUGUUUUCAUUCAUAACUUUUUCCUUUUCCUUCCUCUCCGUCCACUGUUUAUUCCCCGCUCCUCUCAGCGCGGAUCGCAGAGGGCGCAGCUCCGCCGUCGUAACCGGGCAAUGUGGCGGCGACGCUCCGCUGCGGCCCCUGCCCCGGCGCUCCGCCACGGCGGCGUGUCCUGUGCCGUGUAGACGGACGCUCGCCUAGACGCCGGCCGCCGCCGCCGCCGCCGCGGGCUCGCUCGGAAGGCUCGGCGCGAGUGGCCGCGACCCUCGGUGCCCUGCGCAGAGUGUGUGCUGGAGACCCCCGGGGACGCGUGGGAUGUGACGGCAGUGCCCGCACAGGAUUUCAGAUGCAUGCCAGGUUUCUACUGAUUGCCAGAAUCCGAGAUCACUACACAUGGAUCCCCAAAAUCAACAUGGCAGUGGCAGUUCCUUAGUUGUGAUCCAGCAGCCUGCUUUGGACAGCCGUCAGAGAUUAGACUAUGAGAGAGAGAUUCAGCCUGCUGCUAUUUUGUCCUUAGACCAAAUCAAGGCCAUCAGAGGCAGCAAUGAAUACACAGAGGGGCCUUCCGUGGUGAAAAGACCUGCUCCUCGGACAGCACCGAGACAAGAAAAGCAUGAAAGGACUCAUGAAAUCAUACCAAUUAAUGUGAAUAACAACUAUGAGCAUAGACCUACGAGCCACCUGGGACAUGGGGGACUCUCAAAUCCUGCCAGGGGCCCCAUUUUGAGCAGAUCAACCAGCACUGGAAGUGCGGCCAGUUCUGGGAGCAACAGCAGUGCCUCUUCUGAGCAGGGACUGUUGGGAAGGUCACCACCAAGCAGACCAGUCCCUGGUCACAGGUCCGAGAGGGUGAUUCGGACCCAGCCCAAGCAACUGAUUGUGGAUGACUUGAAGGGUUCCUUGAAAGAGGACCUAACACGGCACAAGUUCAUUUGUGAACAGUGUGGGAAGUGCAAGUGUGGGGAAUGCACAGCUCCCAGGACCCUGCCAUCCUGUUUGGCCUGCAACCGGCAGUGCCUCUGUUCUGCCGAGAGCAUGGUGGAGUAUGGAACCUGUAUGUGCUUAGUCAAAGGCAUCUUCUACCACUGCUCCAAUGACGACGAAGGAGAUUCUUACUCGGAUAAUCCUUGCUCCUGUUCACAGUCACACUGCUGCUCUAGAUACCUGUGCAUGGGCCAUGUCUCUGUUUUUACCUUGCUUACUCUGUUACCCUCCUGCCAAGGGAUGCCUGAAGCUCUGCAGGGGGUGCUAUGACUGGAUCCAUCGCCCAGG
Molecule: messenger RNA, 1489 nt
Organism: Lepus europaeus (European hare)
Lineage: Eukaryota; Metazoa; Chordata; Mammalia; Lagomorpha; Leporidae
Gene: SPRY1
Product: sprouty RTK signaling antagonist 1
Exons: 2
Coding region: 611-1471 (286 amino acids)
Biological process (GO): negative regulation of Ras protein signal transduction; negative regulation of fibroblast growth factor receptor signaling pathway; multicellular organism development
Cellular component (GO): cytosol; membrane
Source: RefSeq, a predicted model, not a curated record